Messenger RNA from Bipolaris sorokiniana ND90Pr, 495 nucleotides. RefSeq lists its product as uncharacterized. The coding region runs from base 1 to 495 and encodes 164 amino acids. NCBI's taxonomy places the organism in Eukaryota, Fungi, Ascomycota, Dothideomycetes, Pleosporales, Pleosporaceae. The transcript has 3 exons. The record is from RefSeq and is a predicted model, not a curated record.
AUGCUCUCUAGUGUUGGUGUCCAUACAUCGCGAGCGUCGUUGACUCCCGCGGUGCUCACGCUCCAACACCCCGCUAUUUUCAGCACCACCGGCAACGACAUCGCGACGGCAGAGAUAACCAGCGACGUUGCCGUACCGGCUUCGCGUGAUGCUUUCGACGAGACUCUAUCCUCAUCGGCUCGUCUCUUCCUCAUCAACACCAACUGCAAGCUCCUGCGACCGUACAGAUGUACAUCGAUGAACAACCAAGCUGCGCUGUGGCUUGCAAGGACAAGACAAGUUCAAUGCAGCGUCAUCUCAAACAAGAAGCAGACGACCGAUAGACUCGCCAUGCAACCGCACAUGAACAGGAGGAAGAACAUCCCGCGCGCAGCAACAGCAGGUUCAGCUGGCAUCCCCUGGCUUAAGACUCUGCUCACGGAGAUCCGCGAGCGCGCAUCUACGAGCACAGGAGCGCCUACAAAAUUGAAGGUAGUAGGCGAUACAGAACGGUGA